ACAUACACUCGUGGCAAAGCUUGCUGGCGGCCCUUUCUUCCUCUUUGUCCUUCGCUGCCACGUGAGAGGGGAGUGUGCUGGUGUGCAGUCCCCUACUCGUCCCGGCCCGUUCGGAGCCGCGCGGGAGCGCACAAAGGCCGGCGGCUCCGGCGCGUGCGCGGGGCGCGGGAACGGGCGGCGUCACGUGAUCGCGGGGCCGCGGGCGCGCGUGCUCGAGCGCGACUGGCGGCGGCGUCUUUUUCCACAGAUCCUGGUCCCUACAAAUAAGCGUGCUCAUGUGAGAUAAGAAAGGAGUUCCUGGAACCAGGAAUUCAUUCUCAGUGUAGAAGACCUAGCCGAGCCCUCACUCCACAGUUUUGGGGCAGAAGCAGAAGAGACGCACAGUAGAACCCAUCUCAGCCUUGCUGAUCAUCUCGUACAGCAGCAGAAAAUGACCAUGUUACAGGAGUCAUUCUCAUUUGAUGAUUUAUCUGUGGACUUCACCCAAAAAGAGUGGCAGCUCCUGGAUCCCUCUCAGAAGAAUUUAUACAAGGAUGUGAUGUUGGAGAACUAUAGCAGCCUAGUGUCACUGGGGUAUGAAGUUAUGAAACCAGAUGUCAUCUUCAAAUUGGAGCAAGGAGAAGAGCCAUGGGUAGGAGAUGGAGAAAUUCCAAGUUCAGAUUCUCCAGAAGUCUGGAAUGUAGAUGGUAACAUGAUGUGGCACCAGGAUAACCAAGACAAGCUUAAAAUUAUAAAAAGAGGUCAUGAAUGUGAUGCAUUUGGAAAAAAUUUCAAUCUGAAUAUGAACUUUGUUCCUUUAAGGAAAUCAAACAACGAAGGUGACUUAGAUGGAUUGAUUUUAAAACAUCAUUUAGAUUUGCUUAUUCCAAAAGGAGAUUAUGGAAAAGCAGAAUCAGAUGACUUCAAUGUGUUUGAUAAUUUUUUUCUCCAUUCCAAGCCUGAGGAUACUGAUACCUGGUUAAAGUACUAUGAUUGUGAUAAAUAUAAAGAGAGCUAUAAAAAGUCACAGAUUAUCAUAUAUCAUAGAAAUCGUUUAGGGGAGAAACUCUAUGAAUGCAGUGAAUGUAGGAAGCGCUUCAGUAAGAAACCAAGUCUCAUUAAACAUCAAAGCAGACAUAUAAGAGACAUAGCCUUUGGCUGUGGUAAUUGUGGCAAAACCUUUCCCCAGAAGUCUCAGUUUAUUACACAUCACAGAACUCACACGGGAGAAAAACCUUAUAAUUGUAGCCAGUGUGGGAAAGCCUUCUCCCAAAAGUCACAGCUCACAUCCCAUCAGCGGACACAUACAGGAGAGAAACCAUAUGAGUGUGGCGAAUGUGGGAAAGCCUUCUCCCGGAAGUCACAUCUCAUAUCGCAUUGGAGAACACACACAGGAGAGAAACCCUAUGGAUGCAGUGAAUGUGGGAGGGCCUUUAGUGAAAAGUCCAAUCUCAUUAACCAUCAGAGAAUUCAUACCGGUGAGAAACCUUUUGAAUGCAGGGAGUGUGGGAAAGCCUUCAGCAGGAAGUCACAACUCGUUACACAUCACAGAACUCACACAGGAACAAAACCCUUUGGAUGUAGUGAUUGUAGAAAAGCUUUCUUUGAGAAGUCAGAGCUUAUUAGACAUAAGACAAUUCAUACUGGAGAGAAACCCUAUGAAUGCAGCGAGUGUAGGAAAGCAUUUAGAGAGAGGUCGAGUCUCAUUAAUCAUCAGAGAACUCACACAGGAGAGAAACCUCAUGGAUGCAUUCAGUGUGGGAAGGCCUUCUCCCAGAAGUCACAUCUCAUAUCACAUCAGAUGACACACACAGGAGAAAAACCCUUUAUAUGCAAUAAAUGUGGGAAAGCCUUCAGCAGGAAAUCACAGCUCGUUAGACAUCAGAGAACUCAUACGGGAGAAAAACCAUAUGAGUGCAGUGAGUGUGGGAAAGCUUUCAGUGAAAAAUUAAGUCUCACUAAUCAUCAGAGAAUUCAUACAGGAGAGAAACCAUAUGUAUGCAGUGAAUGCGGGAAAGCCUUUUGUCAGAAGUCACAUCUCAUAUCACAUCAGAGGACACAUACAGGGGAGAAACCCUAUGAAUGCACUGAAUGUGGGAAGGCCUUUGGUGAGAAGUCAAGUCUUGCAACUCAUCAGAGAACUCAUACUGGAGAAAAACCGUAUGAAUGCAGGGACUGUGAAAAAGCUUUCUCCCAGAAAUCACAGCUAAAUACCCAUCAGAGAAUUCACACUGGAGAGAAACCCUAUGAAUGCAGUCUUUGUAGGAAAGCUUUUUUUGAGAAGUCGGAGCUAAUUAGACAUCUGAGAACUCAUACAGGAGAAAAACCUUACGAAUGCAAUGAAUGUAGAAAAGCCUUCAGGGAGAAGUCAAGUCUCAUCAAUCAUCAGAGAAUACAUACAGGAGAGAAGCCUUUUGAAUGCAGUGAGUGUGGCAAAGCUUUCUCUCGGAAGUCCCACCUUAUACCACAUCAAAGGACACAUACAGGUGAGAAACCCUAUGGAUGCAGUGAAUGUAGGAAGGCCUUCUCUCAGAAAUCACAGCUGGUUAAUCAUCAGAGAAUUCAUACAGGAGAGAAGCCUUAUCAAUGCAUUGAAUGUGGGAAAGCUUUCUCACAGAAGUCACAGCUCAUCAAUCAUCAGAGAACUCAUACAGUAAAAAAAUCCUAGAAAUACAGUUAAUAGUAGUCUUUGACAUCAUCUUGGACUUCAGAAAAUACAAUUAUGAUAACGUUUUUAGACAGUCACAUUGUGUUAUGUGUCUGUACUCCUUGAGGGUGAGAACUCUAAAUGAGGUGGUAUAUGGAAAGCUGAUCUUAACUCAUAGAGUGAACCUAUGAAUGCAGUGCAUCUCAACAACUUUUCAAACCAUAGUCAAGCCUUACAGAGUAGAACAUUCACAGCAAAGAAGAAUCGUGCGAAUAUCAAAAAGCCUUCCAGAAGUCAAGUCUCCUAAGCUAUUAGACAUAUUCCCACUGGGGAUGAGGGAAAACCCCAUGAAUGCAGGAAAUGAGGCAAUAUUUUUAAGAAAUGACAAUUCAUUGUACAUAAGGAAAUGCCCUUAGGAAUGAAGUUCUAUGAAAGUACUAAAUAUGGGAUAGUGCAACAAGUAACUAAACUAUUUUGUAUUUUGGAGAAUUCAUAUUAUGGAGAAUCUAACAAUUUAAAGACACUGGGAACACUUGCCCCUCAGUAUAGUACUGUCAAGGGAAGCCAUACACUUUUUGUAGACAUGGGUACCAAAAAUACCCAAUUCUAAGUGGUUGGCAGUUGUUCACUUUGAAGUGUGAAGUUUUAAAAAUAUGUGAAUAAAAUUAUGAAUAAAUUCACCAUUGAAACAUCUAAAAAAUUCUUAGUGGUAUUUGUGGCUUAUCUUCUAGUGUCACAUAUGUUUUGCGUUUUGAACUGACAUAUAAUUUAGUGUAAUUGGGAUUAUGAAAUGCAUAUGCCUUAUAGUGCCUCUGAUGUCUGUGAAGACACACUACACACCCCUGGUUUUUGUUUUUUAACAAUAAUAUAGAAAAUGGAAAGUCAUGUAACAUGGCUACAUUAAUAAGUACCUUGAGUGAUAACCCAUUUCUUUUUCCUUAUUAUAGACAUACAUAAGGGGUCUUUUGUUUUUACUGACCUUUCUAUUCAGUAACUAAAGCCAACAUUAUGUAAGUCUUCUGCAUCCUCAGAGUCUGAGUAACAGUUUAUAUAAAAUAAAUAUGCAAAGGCAGGAACCACAGAAUAACCAUAGUAAUAUAUAACUGAAUGAGCAAAAUAAAGAUGUUUGAACUACAUUACAACACCCAAACUAAAUGAAAUAAAGUAGUGCUGUAUCAAAUCUUUUUCUCAGUGAGAUGCCUCCAUAUAUUUUAUAUAUAUCUGUGUAUCUUAAGUGAUAUGUAACCCAAAUACCACUAUUUUAAUUUACUGUGAUUAAAGUAUCAUGGAUAUUUUGUGGUACUAUUAUGCUCUUUGUGUUGCAUAAAAUAUCUUGUAAAAAAUUAGAUGAAUAAAUGAAUUAUUAAAAAAUCACAUUUCUGAAGAUGUAAAGUAUUAGGGAAUUUUAUGCUGGAAAAACAUUUUUGACAUUCAAAGAAGCCUAUUUUCUAACAAAUUUCUGUGGUCACUGGAAAAGUACAUAUGAUCCUGAACUUACAGUGGGGUUACAUCCCAAUAAACCCAUUGUAAGUUGAAAACAUUGUAAGUCGAAAAUGCAUUUAAUACACCCAACCUACCAAACAUCAUAGCUUAGCGUAGCCUACCUUAAACAUUCUCAGAACACAUUCUAAUGCAUCGUCUAUUUUAUCAAAAGGUGUUGAAUAUCUGAUGUAAUUAUUGAAUACUGAAAGUGAGAAAUAGUAGUUGUAUGGAUACCAUUGUAAUGUUGAGAAACUGUAAGUCACAUCCUCUUAAGUCAGGAACUAUCUGUUUUAGGAAACAAGAUUUCCAUUUUAUCAUUUGAAAUGUAUUUGACUUUCUUUGACUAGUUGCAUUAUCCCCAUGGAAAACUUCACAUUGAGAACUUACAGUAUUUAAGUAUACUUCCGUAAAAAUGCAUGAACCAUCCCUUAGCUAAGUAAGGAUUUUGUAAUGUUCUCUCAAUGUUGCUUGACAAAGUUAAUAUUUUUUGUAUGCUGAUGAAAUUUAGAAAAGUCCAAUAUUGAGCUUGAUUGCAAACUUAGAAAAAAUCAAGGAUUCACCUUUUAUGUUCAAAUUGUUGUAUCAGUAUGAUAUUUUGCACCUUUACCGUGAACAGUAUUUUCUCCUUUAAUUAUUGAUUUUGCAACAUUUUGGGAAAGUUGGAAUUUUAAAUAAAUGAGAAUAAUUUUCUAAACCAGCAUACCAAUUCAACAGCCAAAUAAUUCUGUCUUUUCGUGCUAUAAUUUUAAAGCAUCUAAUUUUCCAACUUUUUAUUUGUACUCAAGUGUAUGAACUUCCUGGCUGGGCAUGAUGGCUCAAGCCUGUAAUCCCAGCACUUUGGGAGGCUGAGGAGGGUGGAUCACUUGAGGUCAGGAAUUCAAGACCAACAUGUUCAUGGCCA
Messenger RNA from Rhinopithecus roxellana (golden snub-nosed monkey), 5009 nucleotides. RefSeq names its product zinc finger protein 84 (gene ZNF84). The transcript is spliced from 5 exons. Bases 431 to 2647 code for a protein of 738 amino acids. Lineage: Eukaryota; Metazoa; Chordata; Mammalia; Primates; Cercopithecidae. Gene Ontology annotation, biological process: regulation of DNA-templated transcription. The record is from RefSeq and is a predicted model, not a curated record.